AAGAGGAGAAAGAAGAAUAAUGCAGAGCCAAAGGGAUACCAGAGUCACACUCCAUGGAUACCACCUUCUCUGCCACCGACAUUAUUGCAUGAUCUCACCGUGACGAGGGAGGAGCUCAUGCAUGAUUUCAAGACUUCACUGGACAAAAUCAAACAAGGAAAUUUCAGUAAGGAGGAUAAUCACAAACCGCUUGCACCGACACCACCAGUAGUGACAGCAGCGAUUGCUGAACGCAGUCCAACUGGAUUGAAGAUCAAUGAGAGCAUAUGUGACGAUACUGCGGAAAACGUUUGGAAAGGUAGAACAAGAAGCAGGAGUUGCAACAAGAAAGAGAGACCGCCAUUUAGGUUCGCGUUGACGGAAUCGGAAAUUGAGGAAGAUUUCAUGAAGAUGACAAUGAAUAAAAAUUGGCCACCGCCGAAGCAGAAAAAGCAGUCCAGAAAUCUGCAGAAACAAUUGGAUAUAAUGAAGCUGGUGAGAAAGAGCAGUCAGAAUCACAGAUGCAAUCUUUAUCUGCAAAUGGAAUUUCUGAUCCAGGUGCUGGUAUGCAGAAUAAUCAGUAUGUAACACCUGCACCACUUGGAACUGGGUAUGCUAUGGCGCCCCCUCCUUAUCCAUAUCCAGAUCCUUACUACAGAAGCAUGUUUGCUCCGAAUGAUACACAGCCAUAUCCCCCGCAGCCAUAUGGUGGACAUCCAAUGAAUUUUAUCUCAUGCCAGGCCCAUAUUCAGUUAAUGGGAAUUCAGCAAGCUGGUGUUCCUUUGCCUACUAAUGCAAUUGAGGAGCCUGUGUUUGUAAAUGCAAAGCAGUAUCACGGUAUCUUAAGACGUAGGCAAUCCCGUGCUAAAGCUGAAUCCGAAAAUAAGGCUAUCAGGAAUCGUAAGCCAUACCUGCAUGAAUCUCGACAUCAGCAUGCACUUCGACGAGCAAGAGGAUGUGGAGGCCGAUUUCUGAACUCAAAGAAAGAUGAGAAUCAACAGGACGAGCUGUCACCUGCUGACAAAUCACACUCAAACGACAAUCAUAAUCCUGACAAAAACAAUCUUGCACCAUCAGAUAGAGCAUCCUAACACUACAGGAGCACUGACAGUGUGGACAACAACCGGCCAGUGUCUAUAUCGCGAGACCAGUCUCUGGGGAACAGCAGAGUCAGAUAUCUAGCUAUCGCUUCGACACUGCAAAUGCAAACCCCCAUAUGUAUAAUUAUAGGUAUAGGCUGUGUAGUAAUAGUAGUUAGGGAGGUUGAAAGAGGAAGCAAGUAAUUAAUGUAAAUUGAAGUGAUUAUUGUGGUCCCUUUUACCGGUAUAUUUAGUUUGGGGUAAAAAUGGAAUAAAACUUUUUAUGGAUGAGUUCAGUGUGUACUUUUAGUCUUUUACAUCCAUUUUUAAUCCUAGCCAGACAUACCCUUAUAGGUGAGAUUUUUUAGUAAGAGUACAAUUUCUUUGUACUAUUUGGAAUCGUAGGAAGAUUGGAGAUUAAGCAAAGUCAUCAUAGUUUGUUUGGAUCAUGUUUAUUUAGCUUGUGAGAAGUGGUAGAUCAGUUGUUGUACCUGUCUUUUGGUUCAUGGUCGUUAAAGAGGUUGAUAAAUUGAAACUAA
Molecule: messenger RNA, 1597 nt
Organism: Arachis ipaensis
Lineage: Eukaryota; Viridiplantae; Streptophyta; Magnoliopsida; Fabales; Fabaceae
Source: RefSeq, a predicted model, not a curated record